This is a messenger RNA of Sarcophilus harrisii (Tasmanian devil), 2784 nucleotides long. It is a transcript of the gene SCARB1, whose product is annotated as scavenger receptor class B member 1. Lineage: Eukaryota; Metazoa; Chordata; Mammalia; Dasyuromorphia; Dasyuridae. The record is from RefSeq and is a predicted model, not a curated record. Gene Ontology annotation, molecular function: lipid binding; scavenger receptor activity; low-density lipoprotein particle binding. The transcript has 12 exons. The coding region runs from base 129 to 1631 and encodes 500 amino acids. Gene Ontology annotation, cellular component: cytoplasm; caveola. Gene Ontology annotation, biological process: cholesterol import; plasma lipoprotein particle clearance; recognition of apoptotic cell.
GCCGCCUCUCCUUGCCCCGCAGCGUGGGGUCCGGAUCCCGCUCGCCUGCCCGCGGCCGUGCCCCCCUCCCGCUGCUCGGCGCCCCGCCGCGCGCUGCCCCCUGAGCGAGCUCGGCGCCCCCAGGUGCCAUGGCCUGCAAGCUCGGAGGCUGCAAGACCAUCGUGGCCGUGGGGCUGACGGGGGUGCUCUGCACGGUCCUGGGCGGGGUGAUGAUCUUCAUGGUGCCCCAGCUCAUCAGGGACCAGAUCCUCCAGAAUGUCAAGAUUGACCCCAGCACCCUGUCCUUUGAGAUGUGGAAGGAGAUCCCCAUCCCUUUCUACAUGUCCGUGUACUUAUUCCACGUGGUCAACACCGAGGAGGUGCUGAAGGGGAAGAAGCCUUACAUUCAGGAGCGCGGGCCGUAUGUGUACAGAGAAUACAGGCAGAAACACAACAUCACUUUCCAUGAGAAUGACACAGUGUCCUUCUUAGAAUACCGGACCUUUGUGUUCCAGCCUCACAUGUCCCAGGGCUUAGAAACCGAUUACAUCGUGAUGCCCAACCUGCUGGUCUUGGUGUCCUCCAUGAUGAUGGAACACAAACCCAUGUCCAUGAAGGUGCUCAUGAGCUUGUCCUUCUCCAUGUUCAGCCAGCGGGCCUUCAUGAACCGCACAGUGGGGGAAAUCAUGUGGGGUUAUCGGGAUCCUAUGAUUGAUAUGCUGAAUAAAUACUUCCCUGGCAUGUUGCCGUUUAAGGAUAAACUUGGCUUAUUUUCAGAGUUAAACAACUCCAAUUCAGGAUUGUUCACUGUGUUUACGGGGGUCAAAAACUUCAGCAAGAUCCAUCUGGUGGACAAGUGGAAUGGUAAGAGCAAGUUAAACUUCUGGCAUUCAGACCAGUGCAAUAUGAUUAAUGGGACAUCUGGACAGAUAUGGGCCCCUUUCAUGACUCCAGAAUAUAACCUUCAGUUCUACAGCCCAGAGGCUUGCAGGUCUAUGAAUUUUGAAUAUGAAAGGUCAGGAGAUUUCAAAGGUAUUCCUACUUUUCGAUUUGUGGCCCCUAAGACGUUAUUUGCCAACGGGUCUGUCUACCCACCGAACGAAGGCUUCUGUCCUUGCAUGGUGUCGGGAAUCCAGAAUAUGAGCACUUGUCAGUUCAAUGCCCCGCUUUUCCUCUCCCACCCACAUUUCUACGACGCCGAUCCGGUGCUGCUUGACUCCGUGAUUGGGCUCCAUCCCAGCAAGGAAAAACACUCCCUGUUCCUUGAUGUGCACCCGGUCACCGGGAUCCCCAUGAACUGUUCUGUCAAAAUGCAGCUGAGCUUGUAUAUGAAGUCCAUCCCCGGCAUUGGGCAAACGGGAAAAAUCAGUCCAGUUGUCCUUCCUUUGCUUUGGUUUGAAGAGCGUGGUGCGAUGGAAGGCCAGACCCUCACCACAUUCUAUAACAGACUGGUGUUGAUACCCAAGUUGAUGCAGUACUUGCAGUACAUCUUAAAUGCCCUGGGCUGCCUGUUCAUCGUCAUUACGCUCAUCCUCAUCAUCAAGAAUCAGAGGACACCCAGUGCUGCUCUCUCUGAAGGGCCAAACCCCAAAUCAGACCAGCUUCCCAGCUCCCAGACUCCCCUCCUCCAGGACGACCCCCAGGAUGGAUAGCCUACCGGCAGCAAGUCCCGAGUGACCUCUUCUGUCUGGCCAGCUGUAUGGCCAGGAUGUCAUCAUUUUACAUGUACAACCAUGGACACACAUGUUUAACGUGUGUGAGUGUGAGUGUGUGUAUGAGAAAGAGAGAGAGAGAGAGAGAGAGAGAGAGAGAGAGAGAGAGAGAUCUCAACUCAAAGACUGUCAAAUCGGGCAUUUGGGGUAGGUUUUAUGAGAGCCAGUCUGGGAGCACCUUGACACCUGACUUUUCAGAAAUCUACAUAUCCCCGGGUCUGUCCAAACCCCAGGCUCCUAAAGCUUCCUGGAGGUGUUGUCUGCCCCUCCCCUGCCCCUCUCCUUGAGCCCUUCUUUCCCCCACUCCCUCAAAAGGAGCCAGGAUGAACCAUGUGCUGCAAGUCCAAGUGAACCCAAGCUGAGAUGAGCCUUACCCCCACCCUCUGUCCCUCUCCUCUUCCCCUCCCCCAUGUACUAAUGUCCCUAGUGCCCUGGUUCUGGAAGCCAGAACUUCUACCUUACUCUAGCUUGCCCAGGUUGGACUCAGAGGCUCACUCCACAGAGACUAGACUUGCUGCUCCCCUGGGUCCUUUAUGGCCUGGGCACCCAUAGGGCUGAGACCACCACUGGUGGGCAUCCCCUGGUGCUGAAGGGCAGGACCAGUAGUCAUUUUAUCCUCGCCCAGGGAACUGGCCAGGUGCCAUCUUCCGUUAUGGAGUUCUCAUGAAUUGAGGUCCAGGGCAGAAGGUCCAGGGUCACCACCCUUUUGGGGUUAUGGUCUCUCUGGGGAGCAUUUUAACUUUUCAGGGUCUUCACACAGACAGGUCUGAUUUUUUAAAAAUAUUUUCCUCAUUUUUCAAUCUUCUAUUUUAACAAAUGUCUAUCCAGAGGGCUGUGGUCCUAGGAGAUUGCCCGUUGCAUUCUUGGGGACACUGGAAACCCCUCUCCUGACCCCUUCUUUCAGGGAAACAAGUCAGGGUUGGGGAAGAGAUCUCAGGACUUCUACAUCCUCUUCAGAACUGGAAAAAUGGAUGUUCUGGCUACCCUAGGGCUGGGGAAACAGCUUUUCUGCCCUCCUGGACAAAUGUCUGUCUCUUUUUUCACUUUUUUUCUACUAGAAAACAAAAUAAAAGAAAUUUCAUUCACUUUAAAA